UUGGGUGCAUAGAAAAUUUCAAGAAGGCGAAGACUAAGUCUGUUUCAAUUUUCAGAUUGGAUUGGAAUUUAGACCAGAUUUUAAAGAUUGCGAAUGUUUUUUAUUAAAAAUAUAUAGUGAUAUGUAUUUGCAUAUGAUUUGUGAUUGAUUUAAAUGGAAAGGUAUGACUUGUACUGUUGCAGUUAUGAUAUUAAAAGAACAACAUCAAGAGGGAAUAAAUUAACGUCUUCGUAUCAAGUGUGGUAGAAAAGGCGUUUAUGUAUUUUUCAACUAUUGGAGACAGGAAUCGUGAAGGUGCAGUAAAAACAACAUUACAAGAAAUAUUAGAAAUCGUAAGCACCUUCUCUGAGGAAAAUAACAUGAACAACGAUGCCACCUGCACGUCCUGGAAGUCUUAAGGAUCCGGAAAUUGCCGAUCUUUUUUAUAAACAUGAUCCAGAAAAAAUAUUCGAGGACUUGCGUGAAAUUGGUCAUGGCUCGUUUGGCGCUGUUUAUUAUGCGCGAUGCAAUCUUACCAAAGAAAUCGUGGCCAUUAAAAAGAUGUCCUUUUUGGGCAAACAGAGCCUUGAAAAAUGGCAGGAUAUUCUUAAAGAAAUCAGAUUUCUUCGUCAAUUGAAUCAUCCGAAUACCAUAGAAUACAAGGGCUGUUAUCUACGUGAAUCAACAGCGUGGUUGGUAAUGGAAUAUUGUGUUGGCUCGGCUUCAGAUAUUAUUGAAGUACAUAAGAAGCCUUUACACGAGGACGAAAUCGCUGCGAUAUGUGAUGGCGUUCUGAACGGCUUAAGUUACUUACACAGUUUGGGGCGCAUACAUAGAGAUAUAAAAGCGGGCAAUAUUCUUCUCACAGAUAAUGGUAUUGUUAAAUUGGCGGAUUUCGGUAGCGCUGCUAUUAAGUGUCCAGCUAACAGUUUUGUGGGCACUCCGUAUUGGAUGGCCCCGGAAGUGAUUCUAGCUAUGGAUGAGGGUCAGUAUGAUGGUAAAGUUGAUGUGUGGUCCUUGGGUAUUACUUGCAUUGAAUUGGCUGAACGGAAACCACCAUAUUUUAACAUGAAUGCAAUGUCUGCUCUUUAUCACAUUGCUCAAAAUGAUUCUCCAAAUUUAUCCAAAAAUGAAUGGUCAGAUACAUUUUGCAAUUUUGUUGAAUUGUGUCUAAAAAAAAUGCCUGUGGAGCGACCUUCGUCAACGAAAUUGCUAAAACACGAAUUUUUGACACAGCCACGUUCAGACAUUGUGUUGCUGGAAUUGAUAGCUCGUACAAAAGCUGCAGUACGUGAAUUAGAUAAUUUAAAUUAUCGUAAAAUGAAAAAAAUACUAAUGGUCGAUACCUGCGAGACUGAGAGCGCCAUAGGCGAUACGGACGAUACACAGGAUGAGCAUGCUGGCGGUGAUAGCAGCAAGAGUAAUAGUAUUACUUCAGAACACUCCAUACAUUCGGUGGGUGUGUCGGCGGCCAGUAGUCAAGUAAGCUCUUCGUCGAAUUCUAUUCCCACCACUCAAAAUCACAUAUUGACACAACAGCAGCAUAUUGCUGUGAAUUAUCAGCAACAAGCAGCUGCUGCGGCAGCGGCAGCGGCGGCGGCGGCGGCGGCGGCGGCUGCAAGUGGAGUUGCGGCACGAAAUUCAUCACGACAAAGAAAUCUGCCGCCACUACCUAAUAUAAUGCACAAUAUGAACAAUAAUGUUACACCAACAAAUUCGACUUCCGUUGUACCAGCACCUAUGAUGCCUGUAUCGUCCGCAAGUCAUUCAGCAGGAGGGGGUUCCCCUGCUGCUACAGCGAAUAUGGGAACAGGCAUGUUAUCUCAAGCAAGCGGUGUUUGCGUGGGCAGUGCGGGUGGUGCUGGCGAUCGAAUGCCUCGCUAUUUGUCAUCACCUGCCGCCGCAGCCGCAGUAUAUGCUGCAUCGUCACAGCAAGCCAUCUCUAAUGCCGUCAAUGAGCAUGGACCUAACAAUUUUGCCACUAUUCGGACUACAAGUAUUGUAACAAAGCAACAGAAAGAACAUAUGCAGGAGGAAAUGCAUGAACAAAUGUCUGGCUAUAAACGAAUGCGUCGCGAGCAUCAAGCUGCGUUACUGAAGCUCGAAGAGAGGUGUAAAUUGGAAAUGGAGGCUCAUAAGGGAGCAUUAGAUAAGGAAUACGAUAAUCUGUUAUACAACUUCACACGGGAAUUGGAGCGCUUAGAGGCGAAGCAUCAGCAAGACUUAGAACGUCGUCAAAAGCAAACAACCGCGGCGGAAAAGAAACUUUUCAAGGAGAUUUCUUUGAAACAGGAAAGUGAACGUAAAGCCUUUGAUUUAAAUCGCAAAAAGGAGUAUAAGGCAAAUAAAGAACGAUGGAAACGUGAACUAUCGAUGGAUGAAUCGACGCCGAAACGGCAACGUGACUUGACGUUGCAAUCACAGAAAGACAACUUGAAGCAAGCAGAAGCACAAGAGGAACAACGUUUGCUGAGAGUACAAAAACAGUAUAUCGACUUGGAAAUGCGGAAAUUUAGAAGAAGACGCCUAAUAUCUCUUCACGAGCUCGAAGACCAGUUAUUGCGUGAUGAAUUAAGCAAAAAGCAACAUCAGUUGGAGCAAGCGCAUGCUAUUCUGCUGAAACAUCAUGAAAAAACGCAGGAACUAGAAUAUCGUCAGCAAAAAAGUGUACAUCAGCUUCGCGAGGAGCAGAUAAACACUCAGCACGAUACGGAACUGAAGAAUCAAAAUGACUAUAUGGAGCGAGUUAAAAAAGAACUCCUGCGGAAACACGCUCUUGAAAUCAGACAACAUCCUAAAAGUUUAAAGCAAAAAGAACUGCAAAUCCGUAAACAAUUCCGCGAAACUUGCAAAACUCAGACAAAACAAUAUAAACGCUAUAAGGCACAAAUUCUCCAGACCACACCAAAAGAACAACAGAAGGAGGUUAUAAAACAAUUGAAGGAAGAGAAGCAUCGAAAAUUAACACUUCUCGGUGAACAGUACGAACAAAGCAUCGCUGACAUGUUCCAAAGUCAGAGUUACAAAUUGGAUGAGACCCAAGUGAUUGAGUGCCAUCGUACCAACGAGCAAUUAGAGUACGAACUUGAUGUGCUCACUGCCUACCAAAAUAAAAACAAGAAACAAGCUCAGGAGCAACGUGAUCGUGAGCGUAAAGAGUUGGAAAACAGAGUAAACGUUCGUAGAGGUUUACUGGAGAGCAAGAUGAAUGCGGAGUUACAGCAGUUCAAUCAAGAGCGAGCUGAACGUUUACGUAUCAAACAAGAAAAGCAUGCCAGAGAACUGGAAGCUUUCGAUCAGGAAUCGCUUGCGUUAGGUUUCAGCGCUCUAUCACUCAGCGAGGUGUCGCGUGAAACAUACCCCGACGAGGAGGGUAGCUUAUCAGGGUCCAUGAUCAGUUUAGCGCAUAGUAAUAGCUCUACAAGUUUUCCGGCUGGCUCCCUAUAGCAUAAAAACACUAAUAGGUAUAAAAACGGCAAUUUUAUUAAAACUAACAUAAUUUCAAUAACAAAGAAAGGAUUUCGUAAUUCUAGUGAUGAUGGUAAAAACCAAGUAAAAGAAGUAAUGUAAAAAAAGAAACCUAAAAAAUAUUAGAACUAAACACUAAUAAUAAUAACGAAUACAUUAAAGAAGAAGAAAGUAUGAAAGGUAUAAACAGUGAGUGAAGCAAGAGUAAUAAUAAAAUGCAAUUAACAAAAUUAAAUGUAUGCCACUGAUUGCAACAAGCAAAAUAUAAACAGCAAUAAUAAUACAUAUUAGCAGUUGCCGCCGGUUCAUAUUUUUAUAUUUAAGUUAUUAAAUUACAACAAAAUUGCAAUUUAAAAACACAGUAAAACACAGUAAGACAUGGAAAAGUAAUUAAUUAUCAUUAAAGAAAACAUAGGCAUUAGUGGCGAGUUUCUUAAGCUGCAAGGCUUUGAAUAAGAUAAUCAAAAAGAGGCGUUACAAACUAGGACGCUAGUUUUUUUAUAAUGCAGUAUAAUAGCGCUAUAAAGAAAUACCAUAAAAAAUACCUACACUGUCGUAUGUCCAUAUGUCCGCAAGAAUAUUCGCUUACAUAACAUAUAAACGAUUGUAUAUGCAUAUAAAGCUGGCGUGAAAAUGGCAUUUCCUUCUAUAUGUUUGCAAGAUAUGGAAUUUGGCUAAUGUGCGAUGGAGAGAUGUAUGCAAUUGCAUUGUACUAUAGAACUAUCUUUCGUAUAGACUGAUAUAGUCGAGUUUCGGUA
This is a messenger RNA of Bactrocera latifrons, 4205 nucleotides long. RefSeq names its product serine/threonine-protein kinase Tao (gene Tao). Gene Ontology annotation, biological process: protein phosphorylation. Gene Ontology annotation, molecular function: protein kinase activity; ATP binding. NCBI's taxonomy places the organism in Eukaryota, Metazoa, Arthropoda, Insecta, Diptera, Tephritidae. The record is from RefSeq and is a predicted model, not a curated record. Bases 370 to 3426 code for a protein of 1018 amino acids. The transcript has 13 exons.